AUACCUAUAAAAGUUGCUAUUCUCUGUCGUGCAGCACAGUUUCGCAGAGACCGCUGGCCGAUACUAGCAUGACCUCAAUUUCAUGGGUGUUAAGACUAUCGCUUGUAAUUAUCCUGACGGUUUUAUUUGCGUAUUCGACUGGCGGUCAGCGUGGAACCCAGAAUGGUUUACGACAGGCUUCAGGAAACCUACAAAAGUCAGCCUCCCCAGCGACGUUUUCAUCCACAACAGACUGCAAAAAAUGGCUGCGACAAAGCCCUGCAAGUAUCGUUUAUAACUAUGGUAUAAAUGACACCUUGUCUGGCGCUGUCUCUCUCAGGGACUGCCUCAAACGAGAGGAAGCAGCGCAAGCAAGACAGAAGAUUCAAGAGACUCUAAUAGCCUUUCCACUGUUUAGCCAGCCAAGCGGGGUGCAACAGCCCUUACAGGAGAUUCUCCGAAUUCUCCAAACUUGGAGUCCGUCAGGUAAGUGACGAAAUAUCAAGGUGGAUUAACGAUUCUUAUUUGCAAAUCACUUUUAAGACGUGACAGAAAUUAUGAUGCAUGCAGAUCGCUUAAUCUUCAGGUCCCCAGGAAGAAUAACAGCUGGUCAAUAUAUUUUGACCACGACACUGGGGAGUAGAUCCCUUCAUCGAAUGCAGCUCUAACUCCCUAGUGUAUGAUGGUGGUGAGAGUGAUGAAAGACUCAAUCAGCUUCAAAGCAGCUGCACUAUCGGGGACACACGCCGGUCUUUCGGCUGGAAAAAGGAUGACCGUUUCUUGAACCUUCCGUGGUGAGCUGGACGGUCUUGAGUCGCUUGUCCUCCGCCACGGGUCUGGAUUUUGGGGCGACGAAGAGACGUUGUGUUCCUUUGAUGCAACUGCGGAAGAACUACACAAAGUUAUUCCUCCUUCAUUGCUGCGCUUCCGCCGUUGCACGAAUUGAGCAUCAGUGGCAUGGGUCGACCGCUCAACAUGACACCCAUCUUGGAGACCCACGGCGCCAGUCUGGAAAAACUAAGUAUUCACGAGUUUGAACAUGACUGCAGAUAUGCAACCGGAAACUCUACCUGGGUACGGUCAGUUCUGAGUGUAUCAGAGGUCGAGCAAAUCGUUCUGUCAGCUCCCAAUCUCAAAGAGCUUACACUAGAUGUAUAUCGAAGCUCCAAUAAAUGGCCCAAUUCUAUGCUCAAGGUACUUUCCAAGUUUCCUCAUCUUGCCCGACUCACUAUGAACUUUAACCUAGAGGAUCCCAGCAUGUCCAAAUAUGCAGAGCGGUGCCUUGUGGAUGAACGGGCUCGUGACAAAUAUAGCAUCAUUCACGGGCUCAUGGAACCACAGCUGAAUUACACGACAGCAGGCGAGAUAUUCCACACCAUACGGCAAUAUCAAGCUGACACCAAGCUCCGAAACGUUACAAUUUCUGCUGGUGACUUUAGAAGGCGGGUUGGAGGCGGUCUGAGAUUUAUCCCUCACUAUGAGUGGAAUAAGCCAGUGAGAUAUGAUUGUUGGAUGGAGGAGAAUAUGAUCAAAUGUACAGGUCAACACGAUAUUCAUUUCGAUGACAAGGUUUUUCUCUAAAGCAUAGAUCAUGUUGAUUACAAUGAUAAUAUAUCUAAAUAUAUUUGUUCGCAUAAUC
This is a messenger RNA of Talaromyces stipitatus ATCC 10500, 1618 nucleotides long. RefSeq lists its product as uncharacterized. NCBI's taxonomy places the organism in Eukaryota, Fungi, Ascomycota, Eurotiomycetes, Eurotiales, Trichocomaceae. The coding region runs from base 937 to 1560 and encodes 207 amino acids. The record is from RefSeq and is a predicted model, not a curated record. The transcript has 2 exons.